Molecule: messenger RNA, 1425 nt
Organism: Theobroma cacao (cacao)
Lineage: Eukaryota; Viridiplantae; Streptophyta; Magnoliopsida; Malvales; Malvaceae
Source: RefSeq, a predicted model, not a curated record
AUGACAGUAUCAGAAUACGACAUCAAAUUCACGCAGUUGUCUUGGUAUGCUCCCUACCUCAUUUCUACUAAGGAGAUGAAGAUUCAGAGGUUUGUGGAUGGGUUAGUAGAGCCAUUGUUUAGGGCUGUGGCAUCCCGAGAUUUCAAUACCUACUCCGCAGUGGUAAAUUGUGCUCAGCGGAUCGAGAUAAAGACCUAUGAGAGUAGGGCUAUGAGAGAUAAAGCAAAAAGGGCCAAGACAGAAGGUUAUCAAGGCCGUAGAGAUUUCAGCAAUGGUGGUUCGUCUUCUAACCAUCAGGGUCCACAACGGGACUCACGAUUACCCCAAAGGGGGAGUGACUCGCCUGUUGCCGCCUCAUCCGGUCGGGAGGCUAGUGGAUCAAGAGGUAGAGGUGCUGUUACUUCUUCUCAGGGCAGGCCAUCUGGGUCCGGACGUCAUAGUUCUGCUGGUAGAGGCCAAGCGACGGUAUAUGCUUUAAUACCCCAUGAGGCCCAGACAUCCAAUGCAGUGGUCUCAAGUACUCUUUCUGUUGGUAAUAUGAAUGCUUGGCUAUUGUUUGAUCCUGGUGCUGCCCAUUCUUUUAUCUCUCCAUGUUUUGCAUCUCAUUUGGGUAAAGAUCGUGUUAGGAGAGAAGAACAAUUAUUAGUGUCUACUCCUUUAAAAGAGGCGAAGGUUGGAGAUAUAAGCCAAGUGUCGGUGGUGAAUGAGUUCAUGGAUGUAUUUCCUGAGGAACUACCAAGUUUGCCUCUCGAACGGGAGAUUGAAUUUUGCAUAGAUAUAGUUCUCGAUGGGGUACAAGUUGAUUCAAAGAAAGUUAAAGCAGUGGAAAAGCGGCCAAGGCCAACAUCAACUAUGAAGAUUAGAAGCUUUUUGGGUUUGGCUGGUUACUAUCGUCAUUUUGUGAAGGACUUCUCCAAAAUAGUUGCCCCUCUGACUAAGUUGACACUUAAAGAUAUAAAAUUUAAGUGGUCAAAUGCUUGUGAGAAAAACUUUGAUAAGCUUAAGACUUGUCUCACCACAGCUCCAGUAUUAAGCCUAUCGCAAGGCACAAGGGGUUACACGAUAUUUUGUGAUGCAUCGCAGAAAGAUGUAGCUGAGUUCGUCUCCAAGUGCCUAGUUUGUCAACAAGUUAAGGCCGAGCAUCAAAGGCCUGCAAGGCUAUUACAGCCGUUACCAGUGCUUGAGUGGAAGUGGGAACGUAUUACAAUGGACUUUGUAAUAGGUUUUCCCCAGACUAGUGGGGGUUACGAUUCGAUCUGGGUCAUAGUAGACCGGUUAACAAAGUUAGCUCAUUUUCUUCAAGUUAAGACUACUUACGGUGCUGCCCAGUAUGCUCGAGUUUAUGUGGAUGAGAUAGUACGAUUGCAUAAUAUCCCUAUUUCUAUAGUGCCUGACAGAGGAGCACAAUUCACCAGUAGGUUCUAG